Marchantia polymorpha subsp. ruderalis is the source of this 3151-nucleotide messenger RNA. The record is from the annotation of a GenBank genome assembly. Lineage: Eukaryota; Viridiplantae; Streptophyta; Marchantiopsida; Marchantiales; Marchantiaceae.
UGUCCAUCUCUGUAAAAGUUUUCUCGAUCCAACUAAAUUUAAUGUCAUUAUUUUCAACAAAGGAAUAAGCUGUAGCUACUUAGUUUGUGUUUUCGAACAACGCUGCGGAUCGUUGUUGCGCGUAGACAACAAAGAUAAAACGUCCUGAAAGCAGAGUGCGGUAUAACUUGGUACCUAUAAUUUCACGUGUGUUUUUUGAAAUGGUGAACUCGGGUGGUUUAAAAUAGACAGCCAAGUACAGUAUUCGAGUGGUGCAUGCCCCCUGUCCGCUUCCGAAGUCCAGCUCCACAUCACGUGCCAAAAUGAGAAGAAGCUCAUGAUUUUCUGAUUUGUGAAAGUUUGCUUUUCAAAAUCCCACUCGCUGAUUGGUGUAUGACUGUGGUUUGUCGUUUAAUUCUGGUCAUUUAGGAAUAAUAGGAUGUGUAACAACAAGGGGAUUGUACAUGUAGUCAAUGUACGGAAACUUUUUGUCAGUUGUAGGGACGUAACCUUACGAGAAAGCGUCCACUUUUGGUUUCUCCCCGCUGGAGAGAGGAGUAAACAGGAGGUGUCCUUCCUGCGGGUUGCGACGCUGGACACUUGCCCAGGGUGGUUCCAUUUUUUCUUUAAUAUUCGUGGUUAGGACUUGGGUUCAGAAGGUGAAUAGUUGGGAGUUGUCGGGUUGAACAUUUCAGAAGUGGGGAGGACCUUCUGGAAAGUGCCGCGUUUUAUCUUGAAGAAUCUUCAUGAAUGUCCUGCGGGGGAAGCACGCGACCACGAAUCGGUUUCGGUCUUAGGGAGUGGUGUGGACUUUCUUGACACACGAGGAAUUCACUGGAAGUCCGAAGUUGGGUGCACUCCACGUACAGGAGCCCAGAAGAUCGAGACGGUGUAGAGCAGUGGUAGGGCAGGGCUGUUAAACGGGGAUUUUUUUCCCUUUUUUUGGGUCUAUAAUAAGCUUUUGUGACGAGAUAUGCAGCGACGCACGAUAGCUUCGCUUGUCUCAAGCCUUGCACACCAUGGUACAUUUGUGGUGUGGCUAUCUCCCACGGCGGGACUUAGCUGCCCCGCCGUUCGUCGUUGCGUAUCAGGGGUAGCAGAAACGGUGACGGAAACUGUCAAAACAUCAAAUGCCCGAAUGGCCCGAAGGGCGGGAGCCGUAGCUCUGUGCGGGGCCAUGGGAUGGGCAGCAGCUAGUGCCGCCGAAGAUGUUUACAUCUAUGAUCAAUGUAGCAGCAAGGCUCUUGAGAAGGCAUCACAAGAUCCACGACUGAAGGAAUAUAUCGGAGAGGGGAUCAAGUUAGGUCAAUGGCACUGGUAUGAGGCUUCCCUCGCAGUGGCUCACAAAGGAAUGUCAGCGUCAUGCAGUUUCCCUGUAUACGGCUCCCAUGGAACGGCUAAUCUACAUCUCAAGGCAGUGCGUUUACACGGUAGAAGAGAAUCAGUUUUCCACAAUAUAUUUGGAGGAGGUCAAUGGGAAGUUUUGAUGCUGGAGGCUCAAGUACCUGGGUUUACAGAUGGAAUUUCAGCUUCGUCUUCUCAAAGGAUAAAUCUUAUGCAGACAUCAGAUGAACCCAAGACCGGAGAUGGUGCGAAGGGGGAGGAAGCGGGCCCUUGCAUAUCUGCUAAUUUACAAGAAGUUUAAAGUAUUCCGCGCCCAACGUCUUCCAACGUCACCCUCUACUUUCAUUGAAGUUGUGGGAGUAAUUGCAGUCUAUGGUGAGUGAUUUCUUACAGAAGAUCUCUCUAGGUGUUGGUGAGUGAGAUUUUCUGUCAAGGCGGAAGACCAUUCGUAAAUGGUGCCACAAUGUCCUCAACCAUUUGGUAUUGAUGAAGAAAAAGGCCCCCGUACAAGAAUCUGAAGCAUAUCUAAUCGAGCUGAAAGUUUUUGAUCACGGAACUCGUUCAGCCCUGCUCUAGUUCGUGACUUGUUUUCUGAUGUCCAAUCUCUGCAAUUCUUGUAAGUGUUCUAGCUUGGAAUUGAUUGUCUCAAGGGCUAAGAAUGCUAGUUGUACGCAGCGAGUAUAUUGACAUUCUAAAAACUUCUUGGUUGCUAAAUGUCUCUAAAUGAGAAAGUGUGCUAGUAUUGAGAGUUGUAUAAUUUCAGAACUUUUGCAAAUGUGCUUGUCCUAGCGGUGUUAGGUGUUGUUUAGUCAGACAUUCCGCAGGCUAGAGGCGGUAUUGUACCCAAAGUCUGAUGGUGAUUGUAAGACCUUCCGUGAGUGUGAAACUGAGACUUUAUGAGCGUAGAACUGCUCUGUUUAAACGAGUACAGAGGCUGACUUACAAAUAAAAUCCUUCAUAAGUUACCAACACGGACGACAUUUAGGCAACGGUUUGUCAGUGAGAUGUAUAAAGCUAGAGUAUCUAUGUUAGGACCUCAUCUCUACGCUUUAACUCGAAUUCAGGAGCGAAUGAAUAGACUUUCUUGAGAACGCUACAAUAGAGACCUUUAGCUGGCAGUGAUGCCAUGUACACAGAAGUAAUGUGAGAAUAUCUUAGAUUUUGCUCUGGCAUUAUUCUUUGUCACAAUUUUCAUAGGCAGCAGUAAGAUGUACCGUGAAUAAACAUUCCGCAAAGAAUUGUUUAUGCACUAUUUCUGAGUUCGACCGUUUUGAUGACCUAGGCGCAGUUGAUUGUUAAGCAGGGAGGAAAUCUUGCACCUCGAGAGUCGAAAGGAUCUUCAGCCUUGAGACUUUGAUAAUUUCAUGAGAAGGCUUCUGCAUCUCGCUUUUAUAUGGCUAUAAUUAUCAGUUCCUUUCACAAAGUUCUUGCGUCUAUAUCGAGAACACGCUACUCAUGAAGAUGAAUAUUUACUAGUUGCCUGACCAUUCGUGCUAACAAACCUGUAAUGUAGACGAAAUUUGUGAAGCCAGGUUCAAAUAGAUCAGAAAAGAUGAAGUUUAGACCAAGUUAUGUGAUGAGGGUCAGAAUUUGAGGUGAACCUGAAUCUGAUAUGAUUGAUAUUCGAUUUGAUGAUCUGCUGGAAAUAGUUCAGGGAAUAUGAAACAGAGUACGAGAGGUUACAAGCUACUGAUCUCACAAGCAGGGCACUGGAGGAAUCGUAUAAGCCUGUCGUCACGGAGCAGGAAAGACCACUUCGUGUCGAACCUAUGUGUCCCUUCCUUCUGCACAUUACAUCAGACUUAUGUUGGUCAUAAUUUACGUCAGA